This is a messenger RNA of Blumeria graminis f. sp. triticale, 906 nucleotides long. The record is from the annotation of a GenBank genome assembly. NCBI's taxonomy places the organism in Eukaryota, Fungi, Ascomycota, Leotiomycetes, Helotiales, Erysiphaceae.
AUGGCAGCCGCAGGGGGGGCUGCUAGUAUUCUAACCCAAGUGCAGCAGGGUGGCCCAGCUCCACUAAGUACACUGGGAGAUGUUGGACCCGAUGAAAUAAUAACUAUGGACCUUCGGGGCCGUUUGUUCACACUUUCUCGAGAUGAGCUUCUCACUCUACCUGAGUUUGUUUUGCUCUCAUUAUUUCCAAAUGGACUUCUUCCUGAUGGUCAACUGAAUAACUUUGACGAAAGUGACGCUUUCCAAGUUGAUAUGAUGCAGUAUGAUCCAGUCUCCUUACAAUAUAUGCUUGACUUCUUUCGGAAUGUUGCUCAAACUAUCACGUCAAGGAUGGAGCCUUCAUUUGUAUCUCCCAACACUGAUGCCGUGACUAUCGAUCCUCUACAGGGCACUUCACGCGAAAUGCUUCGAGACAGAGCAGGAAUAAUAGUUCUUAGAGAAGACCUAGACUUUUACGUGAUACCUCCGCGUGCAGAAAUCGAGCAACCUGAGAUGAUGAAUGUUAAGAGAGCUGCAGGAAGAGCUUUACUACGGCAAGAUGGAAUAUUUUCGGGAUUAAAAAGGUCAAAGGAGAAUGAAAAUGGUACAACAGAGCAACAUCUGAUAGAAAUGUUGACAGCAGGUGGUUUUAACCCUGAUGACCGCUGGGGCCAUCGAGCAAUCGAGCCAACAAAGGCAGUCAUUUGUAGCUUGGCACUAGCAAAGCUUAGAUCUGAUUCACGGGGGGAAACAGGAGGUAAUGCUGUUGGAAUGGCCCAAAAACUGCUCCUCUUCUGGAGAAAGCCUGCUCGGAGGUGUUGGUGGGAAGGGCUCGAACUUGAAAAUGUAGAGGGAGUCGAAGGAAAAUUAAAGGUUUGGAUCAGGAGAGUUUGGACACUGGAAAUGAGCGUCAUUGGAUUGAGAUAA